UGCGGAACGUCAAGACUAUCCAGGUAUCUUACCUAUCAAAACCUUAAAUUGACACGUGUAACUGAUCAUUCAUCUAUUUGUUAUAUCCUGAUUUGAGUGGCACGAUGCAUUCCGGAAUCAUACGGCUGUCAUAAGCGAGCAUACUAGGUAUACAGUUUAUAACAGACUCGAAACAAAACACACCAAUGGCUCAAUCGACGCAGGGGCGCCUCCUCACUGAUGACCAGAGCUUGCAAAAGCUCGGGUUGGACCGCUCUCAACCUGCGAGCUGGGAAGAUGGCCUGCGUAGUCCCGGCAUCGAAAGCGGAGAGUGGGAGUGGUGGUACGCCGACGCACAUCUUCAAGAUGGCUGGUUCCUCCAGGUGGCCUUUUUCUACAAUGCAGAAGGCCCCGGUCCCAAGACGGGACUCAUUGAUCUGAACAUCGCCAAGGACGGCAUGAAGCUAUGUGACUUGCAUAAGCGCAUUGGCAAUUUCCCUGCCGACUUGGUCGUGGCAAAAGAUCACUGUGAUCUGCAGUAUCGCAAGAGUUACUUCCGCAGCGUGAAUGGUCUAAGCGAGUAUCACAUCUUUGUCGACCCUGAUGAGAUGGAGGGAUUCGGCUUCGACGUGGCGAUCAAGAGUACUACACCAUCAUAUCGUCCGGGCUCAGGCCGGUGGGACGUUGACGGUCGUCACUUCUCAUGGUUCGUGGCUGUUCCAGGUGGCCAGCUCACCGGAGAGGUCACCGUCAAUGGCACCAAGACCAAGGUCGAAGGCAAUGCUUACCAUGACCACAACUGGGGCAACGUCCCGAUGGAGACGAUCCUGGAUAACUGGCUCUGGGGACGCGCUGAUGUCGGUGGGCUCUCGAUAGUGUCCGCCUCAGUGCGAUUCCGUCAAGAUUGUGGCGGAAGAGAGGUGCCCCUGCUUUUUGUCGUCCGCGGUAACGAGGUCCUGGUGAAUGUGAGCGAUGAACAGCUUGUUUGUCUGGAAGGAGUCAAGAUAGCACAGCCAGACACAGGCAAGCCAACUAGCUCCGAUUGUAUCUACCUUGUCAAGUCAACGGGUGACAACCUUGUGCAGGUUCGCUUUGAUGGCCAGAAGAAGGUGAUCGCGUCCUUUCCUUAUCCAACUACGAGCCAGGAGUGGGAGACAAGGUACACGAGGUACGCCGGAUUAGUAACAAUGAAUAUUACGGAUGGGGACAAGCGAGUAUAUGUCUCUGAUCAUGGCAGUUUAGAGGUUAUGGACUUCUUCGGCCGAAGGAAGGCAUAAAGGGAGUCUUGGCGAGGCUUUCCUCCAUCCUCUUUCCAAACCAGUGUUAAUUAGUUACUUACACGGCAGAUCUAGCUAUGAUUCAGAACUUGUGUACAACA
Molecule: messenger RNA, 1357 nt
Organism: Fusarium redolens
Lineage: Eukaryota; Fungi; Ascomycota; Sordariomycetes; Hypocreales; Nectriaceae
Exons: 2
Coding region: 186-1256 (356 amino acids)
Source: RefSeq, a predicted model, not a curated record